ACCAAGCACAGACAGACAGACAGACAGAAGUAAAGUCCGCAUAUACAAGGAUCGUGUGUUGCGGUCAUGCACGUGUGGCUCGUCCUUUAUAAAUCGUCAUCACACACCAUCACACACACACACACACACACACACAGGGACACGCACGUGGACACACUUGAAAAGAAUGCAUGCACUUGAAAAAAAGUGGCGACUGCGUCGGCUAGCCCACAAACCUGCGAAACGACCACUGAUGGCUGCUGCUGCUGCUGGUGUACCCAUACAUAAGAUGAGACGUUGCACAAAACGCGUCAAACGUCGUGUACGUAGUACCAUACGAAAAACGCCUCAGUGCAUCCAUGGAUAACCGCUAACCAACCAACCAAUCAACCAAAACAAGCAACUGCAGUCCUACCUAUGACUUACACUCUAGAACUGGAGACAAUUUUAUCACUCCUCACCCAGAGAAAAGUCGUCGAGCUGAAAAUGGUCGACCGCGUCCUCAAGAUUCACAGCAAGUGCCCUCAUCCCCUCGCUGUCCCGUAUGUAAGGCGGCGUGGGGAUGCCCCCCCUGCCCACACUCCUUUCCUCAGCCGACCUGCUGUCGUCGCCUGUCGCAACGUUGUUGGCCUCAAUGGUCUCUGUGGCCAUCGACUCGAACCGCGAUGCCAGGUUGGUCCUCGUCUGCUCGAGUGCCAUCCUGGUGUCCUGUCUCUGCUGGUCCGCUCUCCCCCCGUCGCAUGACGAGCUGUCGGGCUCGUUCUCUCUUGUUGUGUGUAUGGUGUCCUCGGUCUUGAAGGUUAUCGACAUGCGCUUCUUGCUGGACUUUUUGCUGACGCCGUGUGUCAUCCUUGCAGCAUCACCACCAGCGGCGGCGCGGCUGGGUGUCUCGUCAGGUGGUGCCCGGUACUUGUGUGCGGCUGAUGGCUCCGAGACGGUAUCGGGAUUGGAGUCGUUGUCUGCUGCCGCGUGUGAGAGGCCUGAGGCCUGUUUAGUUGUGUCCGGCUUGGACGUGAGGCGGGACAUCUGCCCGGUCCCCUCGCGAGACAUGAAUGCCGACAUCGCCAUGCUCUCGUCGUCAGCCAGAUUCAAAAACAUCUGAAAACGAGAAGAGACGAGACAUUCUUUGGGUGCUUGGCGGUGGUCGACCGACGGCGUGCGUACCCUAUCGUCUCCUUCGCUGAAUCGUUUGGACGUGGCCUUCUUGCGCAGCUCGGGCGAUGUGGUCACCUCCUUUUUAUAGUGCCGGUAGGCGCCCAUGAUGCUGUCCUGCGCGUGAAGCUGCACUUUGGCUGACACGCAGACAGACGGACACACGCAUCCAGGAGUGCGCUCUAUGUGUGUGUGCUUACACAUUUGUGACGGUGCCCUGAUCCAGCCCAGUCUCUUGAGUGAUCCUGUGUUGAGCGCCUCGACAGAUAUCAGCCGCAGCGUGUCGAUCACCUGCACCACGCGGCGAGAGAGGCACGACAUCCAUACAGUGAAGCUUGCAACAAUUGUUGUGGUUGUCGGUCGAGCGAGUUGACUGGUUGCGUGACCUUUUCCCUGUCGAUUGGGUUGAGAUUAAAGAUGAAGCUCUCGACUUCGUCUUCGCUCAUCUUGGCGCACAUGGCAAUGUAGUCACGGAAUAUCCUGCUCACGGUCAUCACCUGCACACACACACACACACAGAGCCAGUCAACUACGUCCACAACAGUUCUCUCCGCCACUGUUGUGGACAGACCUUGUUGACAACAGGUGUGUGGUGUCUGACCUUCAGUUCAUCGUAUCCGGGUCGCUUCAUCUUGAGGAACCGCCGACACGCGUAGCAGAAGGCGAUGAAAAGCGCCAGGAAGGGGCCGUACGCGGUAAACAUCAUGAAGCCCUCAAACACCGUCUUGUGCGGGUUCUCCUGCGGUGUGAAAAUGGGCACGAAAUACGAGAGUGCGACGAGACAGCUCAGGAGAAACAUCUCCAACACGUUGUAGACCUUGUGCGGCCCUGCCAACACACACACACACACACACAGAGAGAGAGAGAGAGAGCAAUGGCCUCACGCACACAUAAUACACUCUCUUCGCCUCUUCAUUCGCUCACAUGGCCAGAACAUGACGAGGUACGCGAGCGCGACCAUGUUGACGAGCAUCAUGAAGAGCGACUGGAGGUGCGGCUGCUGCCCCGCAACGAGUGCCAGCACCAGGAAGAGCCCCCUCACCCUGAUCACAAACUGAUAGUACCACCUGUCGGCCCGGAACCGCGAGUAAGACACCAUGAAGUUGUAGCGGACCCGAAAACCCGCCACGGUAGGGAAUUUCCUGCAGCAAACAACGCAAGGGAGGGAGCGGCUGGCUGCAAAAGACAGGAAGGGAUGAGCUGCAUAUGAGUGAGUGGGGUCGUGCCUGGGUGCAUCUCUGACUAUCCAGAGGCAGAAGGAGAGGAAGCCCACGCAGUAGACCAGAAAGGCAAGUAUGGCCACGGGAAGCAGCUGAAACCUGCACACAUCGCACAACAUUCAUGAGACGACCGAGGAUGCCGUCGCAGCAACCGAUCCAUGAUUGCACCUCUGACUGACCAUUCGUGUUCGUAGCAGAAGAGCGAGGGGUCUGACACCAGGUAGUAUCGGCCGUUGGGGUGCUUGUUGCAAAUGAAGAGUUCUAGCGACGCACGAGUCACGGAUAUGAAGAAUGCAGAGAAGAAAUGGCCGUACGUGUUGAACAGCUGAUGGAUGAACCAGAGAGAGAUGCACAUGCAUGAGUUGUGUUUGGUUGCCUGAGUGCCUGCUGCUUGCCUGACCAGGUUUGCCUUGAGCGGGCUCACAGCGGGAAAUAUACGGUGGAUGGCGUGAGACACGAAGUAGGCUACCACGAGGAUGAAGCACAGCAUCGAGGGAAUGAGCACCCUGAUACAUACCAUACACACAGGGCACAACAACAUUAUCAUUCAUUCAAACCAAUGCGGCUGGCGAGCCUCGGCCACUCGCUGCCCUUGACCACCGACCUGAUGAGGUAUUUGGUCAUGAAGGCCUGUGACGAUAUCACACCCACCACACACUCGAAGCGCAUGAAGUCAAGAUCUGCACACAUACAUGCACGUGCGUCGAGAGACAUCCUUCAAGUGCACUGUCCUUCUGCUCACUGACUGAAGAGGACUAUGCUGAGCACUUCGGUCAUCCGUUUCCCCCCGCUGCUGCUCAUCUUGGCGUUGGCAUAAAGCGUCUCAUAUAGGGCGACGGCCUGCAUGAAGUUGAGAAGCUGGCCGCCGACGGAAAAAAAGCCCGAGAACGGAGCCGACUUGCGGCGGGCGGGGCUGUUGAGCACGCAGUAGGCCAUGCCGGGCGCCACCAGCAGCGCAACCAAAAACAAUACGAGCACGAGUGCGAAGGUGCCUCGGGAGUUGCCGCACUCCGUGCACCGGCCCUUGUAGAGGAAGUAACCCUCCUUACACACGUCACAGAACUUUCUGCGCGAAAGUUGAGAAGGGACUGGUUGGCUCACUUCAUAUGUGUCUCUCUGUACCCUUCAUAUGUGUCGCCGCACUCCCCCGGCUGUCUCGGCCGCUCUGUAGCGAAGGCAAAUGGGUCAUCCGAGUAGAGGGCGCACAGCUGCGUCACUUCGGGGGUGCCGGAGAGAUUGCCCGGGAUGCCGCCUCCGAGCAGACCGGUCCUCCCGUCACCAGCUGUGUCGACGUCCGAUUUCUUGCAGGGCACCGUGGCGGGGCAGGCGUUUUCGUUGCGGCAUCUGAAAAUGUCCAGCUUCCUGAAGGUCGAAGUGUUGUCGUACUGAGGAACCUCCUUGGCAAAGUACAUCAGCUGAAGCACAUGGCGGACAAAGACAACACAGGAGCAGAGAAUGCAUUCCAUUGGCUGUGUGUCUGUCUAUGCUGUCUGUUGGCUCUCGUACGCCGACUGGUGGAGGGAAGCUCUUUUGCCCUGUCGGGUUGAUGCAGCCCUCCUGAGGACAGUGAGGGCAGCAAUCAACACGCACAGUCUCUUUCAUAGUACACACGGACCUCGCAGCUGCGACAUUUGUGCUCGCUCGGCACAUAGUAGUCAUCCUCACUACCUGACACAUAUAUUGUGGGUAUAUACCCACUGGAUGGUCGCUGUGUGCAUGCGUAUUUGCAUACAGAUAUACAUACAUAUGCAGUCCUGCUCCGGAUUGUCGGCGCCCUCAACGGAAGUCGUGAAAGUCGUAGGACACCUCUGGCCGCACCGCACCCACACACAACGCAACAUCACACACAGAGCGUGGCCUCCGUGUCUCCUGCCCGCCUUGCUGCCUGCCCACCUUGCAGUCUCUCUGCCCGAGCUCGUCUUGGUACCAGCCCUUCUGACAUCUCAGGCACUCCGCCAUGCCAUAAGUCGGGGCAAAUGUACCUUUGCCCUACAUGCACCAAUCCAGAAACACACACGCACACGAGAGAUGUCCACACAGCGGCUGGGCUGGCGAGCGCGUGUGGGUAGGGAAGAGUGCUUACACAUGGGGUGCACGCGCUGCUUCUCAGGUCGUUGGAGUAGUUGCCUGCACAGUGCAAACGCAUGGUCCAUAUAUGUAUUUGUUCCUUCCUGCAUGUACAUGCACACCUGGUGAGCAUGGCAGGCAGUAGGUGGCCCCUUUCUGCCUUGAGUACGUGCCCCUGGCGCAAAGGCUGCACGUCACCUGCCCCGUGCGGUUGGCGAACUGGCCAGGGGAGCACUCAAUGCAUUCCUCGCGACCCUCCUGUGGCUGGAAGGACCCCACGGGGCAUUUUUCGCAUUCCCACUGGGUGUUCGCGAACUCGCCAGCAGGACACGUCGGAGGUUCCGACCUGACAUGAUGUGCACAUGCAUAAGACAUAAAUGCACCAAACCCUCUUAUGCUGCCCAGCAUCAUCCACACUUUGGCGGCUCGGUGGUGUUGCCGGCGAACGACCACGGCCCAACCCAGUUCAUCUCGCCGCCUCCAAGUGCGAAUGCACCGGGGGUAAGCCACGCCUGCGGCCCGGAGACGCCGGGAAUGCCCGUCUGUGGGGCCUCGUUGAUGCGGUAGAACUGAGUGAGGGGCAGGGCGUCCGCACGGUUGCCCGUCGCGUUGUCAAAGCUGAUGUUGCCACCGAUCCCUGAGUGGCCAUAAAAUUCAAUUGUCGUGCGGCUGCCUGCCUCUUGACGUGUGUCUCUAUGGUUUGUCUACUAACCGACGACCCCUGGCAUCGUUUCGAGCUCGUGCUUCAGCGCGUAUCCACGCACUUUCUGAGAGGAGUGAAGUGAAGCUGUCAGCGGCAAAGACCAAAAUGUGUCCGCAGGUGUGCCGCUUACUGAGAUGGGGGUGCCUCUGCUGAGCAGUCGGUUUGUAGCUGUGAUCAACGCCAUCAUCCCAUCAAACGCCCGAGUACCCUGCCACAAUAUAUCAUCAACACAAGUCCACCUCCUUAGUUGUGCUUACCCACCUCUCCCUGGGUCUCUGGGUCGGGUUCGGGUAUCUCUUUGAAUAUGUCCGCGUCAGAAUGAUUUGCAUGGAUAAAGCCAUACUUGACAUAACUCGCAGCCAGACCGCCCUCGUAGAAGAUGCCUACACACGUGCAUUUGAGGCACGCUUCGUCUCUGAUGCCUAGCUAGACGCACGUGUCUCACCAUUCUGGGCAGUGCAGUUGGACUCGCUCGUGACAUUCCGGUCGCAGAUGCCCUUCUUGUCACAACCACCUAGGGAGGCAGACAGGAGAAAAAGGGUGGUCUCCCUCCACAUGUCGAUAGACAGACAAACCGUAUAAGUAGCACGGCAUCGGCUCAGGGAAGUCCGACGGCUUCAGCGUGUUCCAGAAGUCCACAAAGCUGCACGCAAAUUCAUGAGCAUGGAGAAGAGACAUGCAUGUGCAGGUCUGCAUGUCAUUUGUCUUAGUCGACUCACUCACGCGCCAUAGUUCUGCCCUCGAACGUCGGUCCGCUCCACCAUCCCGCCAGCAAAUUUGCCAAUCACGUCCGGCGUCCAGUAUAAAGGACUGCACGCAUCCAUGAGGCACACACACAAGGAAAGUCGCACAUUUCCGGAAGGCGUGGCCUUUUGUGUCGUCGUCUCGACCCCUCUGGGCUGGUGACGAUCUCGGACGUGAUGAAUCGCCAGAAAUAUCCUUUGCCCACCAAGCCCUUCUCUACCACUAGUGGCAGGAAGACGGAGAAGCCGCGCUGCAUCCGUGAGACACAUGGGGAGUGACUAUUUGUGCAUUUGAGUCGAGUCCUUUCUCUAUGUACCGAUAAAAAGACCACGAAGAUUCGAUUGCUUGCCGCCUCGAUGCUCGCGUCUAUUCGGUUGCUCCUGUACACACAGCACCAUACAUGCCGUAUGUGCUUCGAUUUGUCCUUGUCCCAUCACUCACUUACGCACCACAGCUGUCUGGUGACUUCGACCACAUAGUCAUAGGCCUCCUUGGAGUCGAAUUCUCGCGGGUCGGGGAACUCUUGCAGCGACUCGCCACGCAGCUGCAAAGAAACAGAGAGAGAGAAGCUGACACAGUGGUCGUCUGCUCGCUCACUGUGAUGUUCUCAUCCUUGGUGCAGUAGUCGAAGCGAUUGAAUUGUUCCUGUCCUACGCACCCAUCCCAAGCAGGCAAGUCAUGUUCUAUUCGCUUGCCUCGGGGCAUACAUAAGUCGGUGCCUACCGAUGGUUGUGUCAGGGUAGAAGUAUGUGAUCCUCUUGAAGCUCCAUUUGGUAACGAUGCCUCGGUAGGGCUCGCACACCGAACCACCAUGCAGCGUCCUGCAUGCAUACAUACACGCACAAAUAGUCAACAAAUAGUCAACAAGAAGGAUGUCUUCGUUGACUGACCUGAAGAAAUAUGGGUAGAAAGACCUCAGCUGCAGAUCGGGGUCCGCGGACAGAUCAGACACCUGGACGGUGCCAAAUGCAGAACCUGCACGCAUCGACGCAAGACGCAAGGCCUUGGCGACUCUCAAUCGCACACGGCUGCCCGUGUGUCUUAGUACGUACCGAGUGAUGCUAUUGCCCUGCUGGCAGACGAUAUGUGACAGCACAUCAGAGCAUUCACUGAACGGCGGUAGAGCACAACGCAUACGACAGACAUACAUACAGAGACACGAAUACAAGCCAACAGAUAGUAUACCCGCAUUACCUCCUGUGCUGGUCCCUCCGCAUGGCCUCAUCAGCUGCGAAAGGAACAGAUGACGAACAAACCACCGAUGCCGUCAGACCAUACGCCAUUUCCUUCCCCCUUACCAUACCUUCUCUGCCCAUUCUAUCGUCCGUGUCUGAAAAAGAAGAGACACAGACACACACACACACACACAGAGAGAGAGAGAGAGAGACGUCUCGUGCCAUGAUGCGUGUAUGCGCGGCACAAAUACGUACGUACGCACACCUGGUUCCCCAGCGUAUCGAUGAUAUCCAGCUGGAUGUCAAAGUCCCUCUUCUCUGCCUUGGGCACCGGCAACAGCGGCCCGUAGCUUCGCUCCCAGACAAGCUUGGCAACCAGCGCUUGAAUCGGCCAGAUCCACGCGAAGCUCUGAUACCUGCGGACAGCAUCAUCUCUACCCGGUGUCGGGAUGAGUCUGUGUGCUCGCACCUGAAAUCACCUCCAUAGCCCAGGUGAAGGGUGCCAUCUGCCGGCGCAGCCGCCGCUGGCCACACGCGGAGAAACACGAGGGUCACUGACAGGUGGAAGACCACUCUUGUAGUCCGAGGACUCAUGAGGCACCAGCUGUUGAUGGAUGAAUGUGGAUGAAAUGAGGCAGAGGCUCAAAGAAGAAGCCCCUCACCCAUAACGCGCAUGUGCGAGCUUGACAUGGGGGAGGUGGGGGCCUCGAGAGAGACCGCCCCCUCCAAUACGCGUGUGCACCUGGUCUGCAGCAGCUCUCUGGGCUUCGCAAAGUCCGGUAAGUCCGGUAAGUGCGACCGUCGUGACGAUCCCAGUCGUUUGUCUGGGGGCCUCUGGGGUCAAACUUCAAAGGCAGCGUGGACUUUCGAAGUUCCCUGUCGCCGCUUGUCUGGUAUAGCUUCUCGAAUUCUUUCCAAGUAGCCGCUGGUACGGUUCUCAACUUUGUAAGCCAGUCAGUCAGGGAGAAAAUGGGUCUCG
Vitrella brassicaformis is the source of this 8019-nucleotide messenger RNA. The record is from the annotation of a GenBank genome assembly. NCBI's taxonomy places the organism in Eukaryota, Vitrellaceae.